Molecule: messenger RNA, 660 nt
Organism: Seminavis robusta
Lineage: Eukaryota; Bacillariophyta; Bacillariophyceae; Naviculales; Naviculaceae
Source: the annotation of a GenBank genome assembly
UGUCAAGUUCCUAGCUCCUUGGUAAGUACCGUACAGUAAUAACAAAGAAUAGAAACUAGUCGAAGACUGGCGAUGACGACCUGUCCGUGCUCCGUUCGUCGCAUGAUUCCGCUGUAUUUGGCUGGUCUUCUCAUGCUUUCUUUGUUUUCUUGUCUAACAAUGUUUGUUUUGUACUGAACUGUACGGUAUGUUUGUAGGUGAGGACACUGCAAGUCCAUGGCCAAGGCAUGGAACGACUUGGGCGAUGACUACGCAGCGUCAUCGUCCGUGCUCAUUGGCGACGCCGAUUGUACGGCGGAUGCCAAGGAGCUUUGUGAGAAGUUUGAAGUACGAGGAUAUCCUACGAUCCAGUACUUUGUAGAUGGAGCCCUUUGGGAAGGAGAAGAUUACAAGGGAGGACGUGACUAUGACAGUCUCAAAAAGUUUGUCGAAGAAACACUCGAGGUCAAAUGCGAUCCGGCCAAUCCGGACGAUAGCGACUGCAGUGACAAGGAAAAGGCGUACAUUGAAAAAAUGAAGGCGAAAUCGGUGGACGAUCGAAAGAAACAACUCGACCGAUUGGAUGCCAUGAAGGAUGGAAAGAUGAAACCGGAACUCAAGCAGUGGUUGGUACAGCGACUCCGCAUUUUGUCGUCACUCACCACGGGGGAUGAACUGUAA